Gymnodraco acuticeps is the source of this 3508-nucleotide messenger RNA. RefSeq lists its product as uncharacterized. The record is from RefSeq and is a predicted model, not a curated record. NCBI's taxonomy places the organism in Eukaryota, Metazoa, Chordata, Actinopteri, Perciformes, Bathydraconidae. The coding region runs from base 434 to 1060 and encodes 208 amino acids. The transcript has 2 exons.
UAACGAACCCUGCUGGCUAUUAACCGAUAGGUCAUAGGCAGCUGGUUCACCCAGGGUGGGGGAUAUGUGAAACACAUUUGUAACUGAUGACUCAGACCACAUGUUGGGAAAUAAUCUUUUUUUAUUUCCCUCACACUCCCCCCCAAACCGUCAAGGCCGGCUCUGUUUUUUCGGCGGCUCUCGUGGAGCAGACGCCGAACGGGAGUACCUCACUCCCUUCUUACCCCCCUUCUCUGGUGGGGGGCCGGAGGCGCGGGACGGUGCCCCGGAGGUGCGGGACGGUGCCCCAGCCGCCGCUGACGGACGAGUCUGACGCCUCGGCUGUUGUUGCUGCGAGUGUCUGUCUGUCUGCCGCUGUGGCCGGGUUGGCUGCUGCUGCCGCUGCUGCCGCUGCUGCUUCACUGCUGGCCGGAGCCAGCCGACAUGCUGGCGGAUGUCCUCCGCUUGCUCCGAUGCCGCCUUCAUGGACUCAACCAUGGCCAGGAACUGGGGUCCGAACAGCCCGUCCGAGCUGAUCGGAGCGUCCAGCAAAACCUUCCUGGCUGGCUCUGUAACCGCUGCUUGUUGCAACCAGAGGUGGCGCUGGAUCCAGGCUGUGAUCCUUGCCUGGGAGACCGCCACGGCUGCGCACAGCGUGAGUGCCGUGCUGGCCGCCUUAGCGAUCUCUUCCGCCUCCUCUGGAGCCACGGUGGUGGACCGUUCGACCAACGUCACCACCGAGUUGGUCACCAACGCGAUGUUAUUCGCUGCUGCAGACGCCUGGAACGCACACUGGUGUGCCCGGUCAGCCUGGCGGGCGACAUACUGGUCCUUGGGGGCGGCCAACAUAGGGCGCCGUCCGGCGACCAAGUUGGCCUGCCUAACCCCGAAGAACGCCGUUAAGCUCGGUUCCAGAGCGGGGGUGGUUAGAAAAACCUCGUCUGUGAACCCCUCCACCUUAGUGAAGGGGACAAAGGUGGCCACCGGAGCCCUUAAGGUCCUCGGGUUCGCCGCUGCCCCUUCCUGGUAUCGCCUAAUGGCGGGAAAGCGCGGCCAGAUCGGGUCACUCCUGCCCGUCUGAACCCGGGAAAACACUCCGGCCAUGUCAUCCAGAGCCACCCUCUCCCGUCCUCGGGGAACGGGGAGACCUCUGCAUGCUGCUGCUUUGCCGAUUAUUUCCGGCAGCUCCAGCAUAAUGCCACCCAACGCCGGUAGCGCCGUGGCCACGGAGAAGGGGACCACGUGCUCGGCCGCCACGCUCCGACCCCGUCUCCCCCGUCCGGGGAAGAGGGGGGAGGGGAGAGCCGCAUGGCGAGCCAUGGAGGGAGACGGGGUAGGAGUCGUCCGACUCCUGCCCCCCACUCGCCUCCAGAAACAGGCUGUUGUCCCUGUUCUGGAUGGGCCAGUCGUCCUCCUCACCCGCAGCAGCUAGAGCGUCUGCCCUUCGCUUCCUGUCGGAUGAUGGGAGACGAACACAAUGUGAACAUGCGAUCUGCUGGCUGAGAGCGGCGUCCGCGUGCUCUGGCCCCAGGCAGGAUGCGCAUAUUGGGUGCAAAUCGUAGCUCAUGAUGUAUCCCGUAUUGCACGAAGGACACAUGCGGACACAAUCAUUGCUGCUCAUGAUUCGAUCUUCAGAUUGCCGGGCACCCUUCCUAUUUAUACCGGAAGGAGGCCCGAGGGUGGGGCCCACAUGGCGGGUGGGCGUGGACUAUAAGUGUUUCAGUGCUGCGCGGGGGCGCAGAGGGAUAACCCAAUAGCGAUAGCCUUAGAGGGCGAAGCCAUAUACGAAAUAGAACUUUGAGUUCAUCUCAUGAAAAAUGGGAGCAAAAACAAAAGUGUUGCAUUUAUAUUUUUGUUCUGUGUAUGUCCACAGCAGUGCAUUGCUUAGCUGUCUGCUGGUUCUCCUCUCUGUUUCUCCAAACUGUAGCUCCUACAACCCCCCUUCAAACAAUAUGAACUAUCCCCUAAAAGCAAGUCAAAUUGACAUUACAUUUAUCUCCCCUUAACCUGCAAAUACACAUGCAUACAUUUUUGUAUUGAUGGUGAGCAAUUUAACAGACCUUAACAUGUGUGCUAAAAUUGUUUUGUGAAAUGUUUCAGGAAGACAAGUCUUAAUUUAGUUUGAAUUGUGUUUUUCUUCUUUUUUAGGACGAUCAUGCUAUUCUUCAAGGUGAUUCAUGCUGAGUGUGGAUCGAAACAUAGUACAGGACAACAUCCCCUCCUUGGUUUCUGCCCUGUCCAUGAUGUUUGGGAGCUAUUAUUGCUUCAACAUCGCCUACCCGUCAGAGCUGGCAUCCACCCUGGAGUUUGUCCAGAGGUGUUUUUUCUCCAUCAACCCAGAGAAGGGCACCAAAGUGGAGAAGACACGCGCAUCCCGUCUUCAGGUGAACCCGAGAGUCCUCACCUUGAUACAGGAACUUUCGGACCAUGAGUGGCGUGAUGUCUGAAUAUGGACAGUAAGAUCAAUGGCAUGUGGCGAUGUGCCCAAGUUACAGUUUGUUUGAUUGUUUAAAUCGUAGUUAAAAUGUGAAGAGCCUUUUUUUAAUGUUCUUUUAACUAAUUUAAAAAAAAAUGCAAUAUGUAACUCUCAAAAUGUCAAACUAUUCUUUUAAGGUCAUUGUAGCCACUCUUGCGGUUUGCUGUUACAAAGUGAAGUUGCUUAAACAAUCUUCAUUUGGCUUAUGUGGAUGUAAAAGCUCAGGACAUUACUGUUGAGUGUAAAAAUGUUGACGUGUUUUGUUUUCCACUUGGGUUUUUGCUUCUGAAGUGAAGGGUCUCUGCUGACCCUACCUCUUCACCUAUCUCACUUAGACACACACUCACAUGUGUUUUGCAACUGUAGCUUCAUCACGUACACACUUCCUUUAGCAAUGAACAUGUAUUCAACUAAGACAAUCCCUUAUUUUGGCUAAGUUACAGCUCAGUCAAUGGCUGUGACAGUAGAGUAUUAUAUUAUACAGGUGCCCACUAUAAGAGAUGAGACAUAAAGUACUAACCUAUUUGAAAACAUUAUUUCCCAUAAAUCAUUUGAUGUGAUGUAAGUAACCUCUUAACUUUGUUCAGCUUGAAUUUCCUGGACAAUGUGAGCUGUUUGUUUAUUGUGCAGCCUUAGUUUGUAUGUUUAACCAAGAUGUAUGUUGAGAAAAGACAGAUGUUUUUGAUCACUGCUAUUAUAUAUAUAUAAUACAUUCUUGGAAAGGCAAGUUCUUGUUGGAAUUUGUUCAACUUUUAAUACAGUGGCUCUUGAGGUUUAUCUAGCUUUGCAUUUUUUUUUUUUUAAGUGCUUAAUCUGUGUACCCUGGAUUACAUUCUUCACAUUUCUGGUAAUAGUCAAACAUAUAUAUAUAUAUAUAUACACAAAGGCAGUGUAGUUUAAAUUAAAUGUUUCAAUCUGACUAAUGUGUAGGAAAAACAUUUUUUUUCCGCUGAGCAAUAAUCCUUACAGGCGGUUUUAUACUAUAUAUUUGAGAUUGAUAUUCAUAGAACAGUUUUUUCUGCAUUUUAAUUGUAAUAAAUACGUUUUAAAGAA